AUGUACAUAAUGGUUAUAUGGAUACUGUUCAUUGAACGCAAAAGAUUUCCAUCUGUUUUCUAUAAACUUGUAUCGAUUUUUGGAAUUCAAGUAAGUUAAAGAUUUUUUUGGCAUGAAAUGGCUUGGGUUAGACAGAAAAUGGAAAAAAAUGUUUUGAAAAAGAAAAUAGCAAUAACUUUCUUUACAAAACAAGAAACGCAAAAACUUCCUUUACAAAACAUAAAAUAGCAAGAACUUUUUUUACAAAACUAAAUAUAACAAAAAAUUUGUUCACUAAGUAAAAAAUGGCACAAACUUUCUUUGCAAGGCUUAAAAUGGCAAGAACUUUCUUUACAAAACUAAAAAUGGCAAAAACUUACUUUACAACCUUUAAAAUGGCAAGAACUUUCUUUACAAAACAAAAAAUGGCAUCUUUAUUGAUAAAAGUAAAAAUGGCAAGAACUUUCUUUACAAAGUAAGAAACGACAAAAACUUUCUUUACGACAUAAAAAAUGGCAACAACUUUCUUUUCAAGCUAUAAAAUGGCAAGCACUUUUCUUACAAUACAAAAAAUGGCAAAAACUUUUUUUACAAAACUAUAAAUUGCACAAUUUUUUUUACUUUUAAAAUGGCAUGUUCAUAAAACUUUUUUUUUUUGAUAUUCAAACAAAGGUAAUCCAAGAGGAUUCGAACCUUUUUGGAUUUUCGACAUUUUUGGACUAAUGUAUUUUUUCUUUAUUUCUUUUAAAAAUGACAUUAUUUAUCCGAAAUUCACAGUAUACGUACCUCUUUUUCUGUAUUACAAUUUCUGUUAACCAGGUCUGUUAAAAAAGAUUUUAAAAUCUUAAAAAACUAUUUGUACCCAUCGACACACUUUUUUAUUUUUUUUAUUUUUUAAAUUUACGUAUCUUCUUUACAAAUGACAUUAUUAAUGUGAACUUAUCAGCAUAGAUACAAAUUUUCAUCCUCUACAAAACGUAUUAAUUAGAUUUCCAAAAAAUUUUUGAAAAAUUUCAAAAAAUGUUUUUUCUACUAUAAUAUACUUGUUUUAGGAAGUAAUAUGCUACCUGCUAAACCAAUAUGUGCAACGUUGGCCGACGAGUCAAUUUGUAUAUGAGAGUUACUUUCGCCAUCUUCACGCGCCUUCUCGUUUCCAAAUUUUGUUUUACUUUUUCUAUUUUUACACUCAGCUGCAGGGCGUAUUGGCGGCUACAAUAUUGGCUUUCAACCGAGUAUCUUGUGUUCUAUUUCCGGUUAAUCAUGAUACGGUAGGUUUGAGGGGGAAGGGAUACGGAAGGAGCUAUGGCUUAUUUUUAUAACUCGGGCUGGACUAAGGGAUAGGAUAAGAGCUAAAACUAGGGUUUAGGCUGGGACUUAAGCUAGGGCAAGUACUAGGGCUUAGGCGAAAGCUUAUGCUUAGGCUAGGGCAAGAGCUAAAUCUUGGGUUAAGGAUAGGGCUAGAGAUAGGACUAAGGCUAAGGCUGGGCUACAUCCAGAGUGUAUGCUAGGGCAUGAACAUGGGCAGGGUCUUAGGCUAGGGCUUAGACUAGGGCUUAGGCUAUGGCUUAGUCUAGGGCUUAGGCUAGGGCUUAGGCUAGGGCUUAGGCUAGGGCUUAGGCUAGGGCUUAGGCUAGGGCUUAGGCUAGGGCUUAGGCUAGGGCUUAGGCUAGGGCUUAGGCUAGGGCUUAGGCUAGGGCUUAGGCUAAGGCUUAGGCUAGAGCUUAGGCUAGGGCUUAGGCUAGGGUUAGGGAUUAGGCUAGGCUUCAUCUGCCUUUAGGCUGGGCUUAGGCUAGGGCUUAGACUUGAGCUUAGGCUGGGCUAGGGCUAUUUUAUGUUUCUUGGUUUUAGGUCUGGCGAAAACACCUAAAAUACGUCUUGAUAUUGUACUACCUAUCACCAUUACUUUGUUUCUGGACAUUGCCAUUUAACAAAGCUCUAAUUGAAUGUAGUAAAGAUACUGGUGAUGACAGAGAAUGUUACUUCACUUAUGAUCAUUCUCAUACCUUUGGAGUGAGUUUUAGCCAUUUAAAACUUUUUAAAAUAUUUUUUGAUUUUUGUGACACUUCGUCACAUUUUUCAAUACUUUUUGUGGCAUUUCGUCGAACUUCUUAAUAAUUUUUGUAUGUUUUGUUAUUUAUUAUAUAGAUUAAAUGCACGUAUUUUACGAUGAAUUUAUCCAUAAAUUUUAACGUAAAAAACAUUUUCAGAUAUCCGUAGGAAACAAUAAUCACAUGGCAUUCAUUACCUUGUCAGUAAUAUCCUGUAUUUUCAACUUGGUGACCAUAGCAGUACUGACAAUUCGAAAAAAGAGUUUGAAAGUUCGAAGAGGUUAUAAGCAAGAAAUUAACUUGUUCAUGACUUCUUUUAUCUUAUUUUUAACUCAUCUUGCUUAUGGCAUCGUUGAGGUAAGCUGCCUAGUCUUGUCCUGGUCGUGA
Bursaphelenchus okinawaensis is the source of this 2414-nucleotide messenger RNA. NCBI's taxonomy places the organism in Eukaryota, Metazoa, Nematoda, Chromadorea, Rhabditida, Aphelenchoididae. The record is from the annotation of a GenBank genome assembly.